AUGGCACGGACAGUCUUCAGAACCCCCAAGGCGCCUUUGCAGAAGCAUUUCGAUAUGUGCAGCGCCGUCAAGCCCAACUAUUUUGACUGGGCUCCUUCAACUUCAUUCUUUCGCGCAAGUAAUUCCGCGACCAACUCAAGAUCAUGGACAAAUUCAUCCAGCCCUACAUCACCCACGCCCUCUCCCUCUCCACCGCCGAACUCGACCAGAAACUCUCCACAGAAGGGACCUUCCUCCUCCCUCGCCCGCUUCACCCGCGACUCUCGCGUUCUGCGCGACCAGCUCGUCGCCGUCCUCCUCGCCGGCUGCGACACAACCGCAGGCACCCUAUCAUUCACCCUCUUCGAACUAGGCGGCAACCCGCACAUCGUCCACAGACUGCGCGAGGAAAUCGGUUCCCGACUGGGUCUGGGCACCAACGCACGGAAUCCUCCUAUACAGAUCUGA
Molecule: messenger RNA, 447 nt
Organism: Aspergillus chevalieri
Lineage: Eukaryota; Fungi; Ascomycota; Eurotiomycetes; Eurotiales; Aspergillaceae
Exons: 2
Coding region: 1-447 (148 amino acids)
Molecular function (GO): monooxygenase activity; iron ion binding; heme binding
Source: RefSeq, a predicted model, not a curated record